AUUGACAAUAUUUUAUUUUUUUUAUUAACACACAUUUACACUCCCACUUAUGCAAAUAAUAAUAACAAUAAAUUUAAGCACGUGACAUUGCGAUGGUAGCGCUUUCUAGAGUGUGUAGGUUUGUCGAAACUUCACAAGUCAUAUGAUCGAUUCGUCUGUCGUGGUGAUUACACGUUAAUUUGGUGCCUAUCCCUAAAAAAAAAAAAGAAAAGUCCAUUAAGUUAUUAAAAUGGCCAGCCAAACACAAGGUAUUCAACAACUUUUGGCAGCUGAAAAGAAAGCUGCUGACAAAGUUUCAGAAGCUAGAAGACGCAAAACUCGUAGAUUGAAGCAGGCCAAGGAAGAAGCCCAAGAUGAGAUUGAAAAAUAUCGUCAAGAAAGAGAAAAACAAUUUAAAGAGUUUGAAUCAAAGCAUAUGGGUUCAAAAGAAGAUGUUGCAAUGCGUAUUGAUGCUGACACCAAGAUUAAAAUUGAAGAGAUGAACAAAGGUGUCUGUGUAAACAAAGCAGCAGUCAUUCAAGAAAUUUUGGGUCUUGUGUAUAACAUAAAUCCUGAAUUACACGCCAACUACCGCGUUGCAGCUUGAGCCAAUAACGCCUAAAAACAUCAUUAUAUUUACAGUGUUUAUAAAUUAAUUGAAACAAAAAAUAAUAAUAAUGUCUCUAUAAUAAUCUCAUAUCUAUCCAGAGAAAUGUAUUUCCAAAAAAACAAUAAUAACUGUUAAAUUGUUUUUAGUAUAUUCAGUAAUACACAAUUAGUAAUUUGAAAUGAUAAUUUCGUUUUUUUUUUCUAAUUAAAGCUAAUCAUGAUUAAAAUAUACAAAAUUCUAAUUUUUAUAAUAAUUAUCAUUCAAAAUUAUACUGCUGUUAUUAGCAGUUAAAUAUGAAAGUCAUUUUGACAAUAAUAAUUAUUCUAUAUAAAUUUUAUUCAAAAUAAUUUGGCUUUAAAUAUAUUUGUGUUUAAUAAUAAUUGUUGAUAUAAAUUUUUAAAGUCACUAGUAAAAAUUCAAAAUACAGAAAAAAUAUAUAUAAUCAAUUAAAAUUGCAAUGAUUUUAAUUUUAAAAAUAAAUUUUAUUAAAAAACAAAAAUACCAUGGCCUGGGUAUUUUUGUUAUUUAAUAAAUUUAUUAUUUGAAAGUUAAAUAAUGUGCAAAAAACAAAUUAAUAGUUGAGUGUUUUAGGGUGAUGGAUAUGUUGUUCAGAUAAAUGUUGUAUAUUAGGCUCAUUCCAUAUAUAUUUUACAAUUAUUUUUUGUUUUUCUGUUGCAUUGAGGACGAAACACAAGUUAAAAUUUAAAAGUACAGCCUCUUUGGAUUCUCAUACAGCUCCUAAAAUUAUUGAGAAUCUCGCGAUGAUGUACUAAUUAUUUUUUGUUUCAUUUUAAAAUUAUCUCCAACGUAUAAAAUAUAUACUUAUGUUUUUUUUCUUUCUUUUUUUGAUUUUUGUUAAUACAAUAUUGUAAAUGUAGCUCCAAUUUUUGUGUACAUCUGAGCUGAACACCUGAUCGACUGUUUG
Aphidius gifuensis is the source of this 1514-nucleotide messenger RNA. RefSeq names its product V-type proton ATPase subunit G (gene Vha13). Gene Ontology annotation, cellular component: vacuolar proton-transporting V-type ATPase complex. The record is from RefSeq and is a predicted model, not a curated record. Lineage: Eukaryota; Metazoa; Arthropoda; Insecta; Hymenoptera; Braconidae. The transcript has 4 exons. The coding region runs from base 230 to 586 and encodes 118 amino acids. Gene Ontology annotation, molecular function: proton-transporting ATPase activity, rotational mechanism. Gene Ontology annotation, biological process: proton transmembrane transport.